Cheilinus undulatus (humphead wrasse) is the source of this 1674-nucleotide messenger RNA. RefSeq lists its product as uncharacterized. Bases 40 to 717 code for a protein of 225 amino acids. The record is from RefSeq and is a predicted model, not a curated record. NCBI's taxonomy places the organism in Eukaryota, Metazoa, Chordata, Actinopteri, Labriformes, Labridae. The transcript is spliced from 3 exons.
UCCUCGUUCAUUAUACUUGAAACCUUAACCAGAGUCAGAAUGAACUGCAGAGCAGGUUUUCUGAAAGUUGUGUGUGUCUGGCUGUUGACUGUGACGUCCAGCUCAGAUGCAGAACGCACACCAAAGAAAUACACUGCUGGUGUUUCUUGCAAGCCGGUAGAGCUGACGGCCCUCACCAAAGCUCUGAUGGAGGCCAGCUUGAAAAGUUUUGAUGAAGCCAAUGGGAAACACCUUGGCACCUGGUCUCCAGGCUUCCCCGAGCUCCAUGUUGACGAGAACUCUACAAUCCUUGGGCCAACGGUCCAGUGCAGCCUCCUCUUCAUGUCUCAAGGGCUAAAGGAUAUCCUGCAGGACCAGAGGAGCAACCUGAACCCUACAGAUGUUUCACUUCAUAAGGAGCUCAGAAAAACCAUCGCCAGCGUUGACAUGCUCGCAGUGUGCAUGAAGGAAGUCAUCGGAGGAGAGUGCCCCUCCACACCAUCCCCUCCAAACAUGCCCAGGCACGUGUUUGAGAGGAAGCAGUGGAGUCACACUCUGCUAAAGAGAGCCAGGGGCUAUCUGGACUGGGUGGAGAACAAUAUUCCAACAAAUGAAACGAAAAGUAAAAGAAAAUAUGUAGUUAACAAUGCUACAGUCAAAGGAAAAGAUAAGAUAAAGAGUAGAUUGACACAGGCAACAAGUAGGAAGUACUUGGAGGGGAGCGGGUACUUCUUGUAAUUUCUGGUUGAUUUCAGAUUGAAUUGCAAAGUUUUGUCACAAUUAGUGGCAACUUUCAUUAAAGCUGAAGAUUUCUUUUAAGUUCGGUUCUUGCUUAUGCAUAUAUGUCUCAUUUAAGAUACAGCAUUUAUGGAAAAAUUAAAGCUUUUUAUAUGAUAAAUCAUUUGGACUACUUUUAUUGUUCAGAUGAAAUAUGGCAGAUAAUGGAUCGCCAUCUCGUUUCUGAUUGGUUCAUUUAAGAAACUAUAAUCCUCCUGUCAGUUAUCAACAUUUAUGGCAGUCUUGAGUUUUGAAUCCCACUGAGUAUCUCAAAAAAUGUGUUUUCAUAAUUUUCCUCUCAAGACUUUAUUAAAAUCAAACUAUUCCUCUACAGACUGCAUCAUAAAAUGUUAAAUUCCCAUAAAUGUGCUACUUUCCACCAGCUGACAUCAUUCCCAUGUGACAGUAAUUAAUCAACUCGCCACAGAGGCGAUGAAACAAAGCUCUAAUACAUUUCUUAAUUACGACAGUUUGUUUGCUCAGCCUUCACAAUGAUUAAUUGUUUCACUCUGGCCAUCCAUCCCCUGUGAGUGAGCUGCAGCGCCUGAGGUAAGAAAGCGAAGCUGAUCAAAAUCACCUUCACAGAGCCACCACCAGUUUGGACUCCACAGUUAAUUUGUGGACAGAUGGACAGUGCACAGAGAGGCAGAUAAGUGUCAAAAUCUCAUCAACACAAUACACAAAAACAACACUGUGAGAAAGAUUAAUGUAGGCCUCGCCCUACUCAAAUGAAGUGAUCAAUUACAAUUUAAUAGAAGUUCUGCUUCAUGACGGUGAACUUUUUCAAGUGAGAUACUGUAAAAUUUGAGGAACUUUGUAAAUUUUUAACAGACUUUUGUUGGCAGACAUCUGCUUUUUUUAAGAUUUGGAAGAUUUUCAUCAAAUUAAAAUGUUUAUUUUUUUAAACACAAUACAUCU